Molecule: messenger RNA, 3132 nt
Organism: Rhodofomes roseus
Lineage: Eukaryota; Fungi; Basidiomycota; Agaricomycetes; Polyporales; Fomitopsidaceae
Exons: 10
Coding region: 1-3132 (1043 amino acids)
Source: RefSeq, a predicted model, not a curated record
AUGGCACCACCCGCACAGAAACGCCGCCGCCGUGGCGCAGAUGUCACAUACCACACCAUAGGCAAUAACACCUACAUCCUGCCGGCCCACCGACAUGUAUCUGUCGCCUCAACGCAGCAGUCUGUCGUGAUGAGGGCCUCUGCGGUUGCAGCCGCUAACCCAGUGCCUCCGAGCAUCCCUGUGGACGACAAUGGUCUUCCCAAUCGAAGGGAUGCGGCUGAUGGUCCCCCCGACGAGUCACUCGAAGCAUUCGAGACGCUUCCGCACGACUUCUUCGACAACAUCAACGACAUGCUCGAGUUUGUAGACAGACCACGGAAUCGCACGGCCAGUGAUAAUCCCCUCGAAGAUUGGCGACAGCACCACAUCGACGAGUGGCUCGCGGAGGUGUUGCGUUUGGAGGGGCGAUGUGGGUUUCUUGACGAGGCGUGUGCAAGCUGCAGCGAAGGUCGUGCGGAGUACCGGUGCGACGACUGUAACGACCUACAGUUGUACUGCCAGGAGUGUGCCAUAGAGCGGCACCUUUGCAAUCCGUUCCAUCGCUUACAGUGCUGGUCCGGGACGCACUUCCGAAGGACGACGUUGAAGAAAAUAGGCUUCCGCAUUCAGCUUGGCCACCCGCCCGGAGAACGAUGCCGCAACCCGGUCAAGGCGUUUGCGGACAAUUUCAUCGUCCUGGACGUCUCUGGCGUGAACGAGGUCGCCGUCGACUACUGCGGAUGCGAAACGGCGCAAGCCAAAUCGAUCCAGUUGCUUCGCUCCCGGCUUGUCCCAGCAACUGGCGUUGAUCCGAAGACCGCCGCCACAUUCCGCCUAAUGGAGUUCUACCACCUUCUACAUAACCAAUCGAAGGUCUCCGGGUUUGAGUUCUACAACACGCUCACUCGUCGGACCGAUAAUACAGGAACUUGCGAAAUCAAGUCUCGGUACACCAGCUUCAUGCGAAUGGCGCGCAUGUGGUACCACCUCAAGCUCCUCAAGCGAUUUGCCCGUGGCCAUGAUCCACGCGGGGCGAAGGCGACAGCUCCGGGCUCUUGCGCGGUGCUUUGUCCUGCAUGCCCGCAACCCGGUAUCAACCUACCCGCAGACUGGGCUUCAGCUCCCCCGGAACGAAGCUGGCUGUAUCGUCUGUUCGUUGGAAUAGACGCUAACUUCCGGUUGAAACGGAAGAAAGUGUCGUCAGAUUCAGCAGAUCCCGGCUUUAACAAUGGGAUCGCCUAUUUUGUGGAGGAACGCGCGUACAAGGAGCAUUUGGACAAGCACGACAAGCACGACAUUGAGGACACCAGCACGUGCAACAACCAUGACGCGGUCAAGCUCGCGAACAUGCGGGGAAGUCAUGGUACGGCGGCUAGUGGCGUCGCAACGGUCAAGUGCGUUCGGCAUGACAUGAAGCGCCCAUGCUCCGUUGGCGACCUGCAGAAGGGUGAAAGGUAUGUCAACAUGGACUACCUAUUUGCGAGCAGCAUCCAGCACACUACCCCCGGAGUGGACAAGAUCCGUCUCGUCGUCUCGUACGACAUCGCAUGUCAAUGGAGCACCAAUCUAUGGAGCAGGAUGCUCCGUUACGACCCGCGAUGGAACUACGACGCUCGCACCAUCACGUUUCUCAUCCCGAAGUUCCACUUACCGGCCCAUCAAGAUAGCUGCCAGACGAAGUAUUCGUUCAACUACGUCAAGGGUGUUGGCCGGACCGAUGGCGAGGGCGUGGAACGUGGCUGGGCCGCGGUCAACGGGUUUUCUGGCAGCACGAAGGAAAUGGGGCCUGGCUCUCGUCGAGAUGUGCUCGACGAUGCCUUCGGAGAUUACAAUUGGAGAAAGGUCACUCACCUCGCGAGAACGCUCUUGGACCGCAUGAAGAGCGCUGUCAUAGAAAGCGCGGAGCAAACCGUGAUCUUCGAAGAACUUACCGCGGUGACUGAUCGAACGCGCGUCACGGAGUGGAUGCAGCAAGUCGAAGCGUGGGAGGAGGGAGCGGAUUUUAAUCCGUUUGUAGCCACACGUCAUCCUAUCACUCUUGCAGCCGUUCGGCGCGAGCUCGCUGAAGAGGAGUCCGCAGGCAUCGCCAACGGGACCCUCAUACCUCUGCAUGAGAAGGUCUCCCCAAGCGCGUUGAUAACGGCGGGACUUGAGCUAGAGGACCAUCAACGGCGUCUACGUUCAGACGCUGCCGAACUCAGUGCCCACUCUCCGGAUGAUCAACGCGCGCACCUUAUCCGCCGCCGCAACAAUCUGCAAAUUCGCAUCGACGCCUGGCGAGAGAUUCAGCUUCUCUACAUGCCAGGUGUAGCAACACUGCGUAACCAAGCCGCAGAAGCCUCAGUAGCCGCAGUCCUCGCCGAGAACGCCGCACUCUACCUCCCAUCUGACGUCUACAAUCACCCUCAAGUCCCGCCGGCGCCCGGUUUGCUUGACAUUGAGCGACGUAUGCGCCUAGCCCAGGCUAACGACUCUCUUGACCAGAUGCGGCGUCAUCUUCGUGCCCGCACGAAGCUCUUCAACAUCAAGGAUCGAGACGUGAGGGGCCAACGCUACAACACCCGGUCCCGCGCAUACAUCGAUACAAUACAAGCAAAGAUUGACGCCGACGCUGAGCGUUAUCGCCGAGCGCAUGCUGCUCUCUAUACCAUAGAUCCCGAGGAUAGCGGACAGUGGCAGAAGGCCCUCCGUUCACUCAAUCGGAGCGAUAUCCGCGCAAUGCACCAAGGCCUUGACCACGAGACCGAGGGCCGCAAGACCCUUUCAUGGAUAUGGCGGACGAGCGGGACAGUAGGUCACGACGAUGACGAGGACGACCAAGAAGCUGUACGCAUCGAGUGGUGCAAAGCACGCGCGCGCGCAAUGCGCUGGGACGAAGAAUGCGAUCUCCUUAAUGAGGAGAUGCGACGAGUCGGCGCCUUCUUCAAGUGGCAGGCAGACUGGUGGACGGACCAGGUCCAAGAAGACUGGGAUGCUGCUGUAGGGCGUACGGCAGAGCAUGCCCAGGGUCGUCGAGCAUACGCACUCAGGCAGGCAGACUUACGACGUGCACUCUAUGACUACUGUACGCAUGCUUGGAGGAACGUCCCUGAGUUCAUCCGACUCUGUAGGAAUAGACCAGACAUAUCAGGCAUUAUUCACGCACAAACGUAG